This is a messenger RNA of Sphaeramia orbicularis (orbiculate cardinalfish), 1362 nucleotides long. RefSeq names its product serum amyloid P-component-like. The coding region runs from base 33 to 749 and encodes 238 amino acids. The record is from RefSeq and is a predicted model, not a curated record. Lineage: Eukaryota; Metazoa; Chordata; Actinopteri; Kurtiformes; Apogonidae. The transcript has 5 exons.
AGUUCUCAUAAAUUUCCCAUCCAGAAUUCAAGAUGAAGAUCCUGGUUCUUCUUCUGAUGCUGACAACAUGUGCUGCAGAUCCUCAAGAUCUGUCUGGUAAAAUGUUCACCUUCCCACAAGAGGGUAACAAAGCUUAUGUGAGGCUGAACACAUCAAAACAGAAUUUCAAAGCUGUCACCGUCUGCCACAGAUCCUUCACUGACCUUGAGAGAGAUCACAGCAUUUUCUCACUGGCCACCCCUAAAAUUAGUAACGACUUCCUGAUUUUUUAUGGCUACAGCCGAAAUGGGAUUUUACCCAGUAUCAGGAAUCAUGGAUUGAAGUAUGGAAGGCUGGACUACAAACCCAACAUGUGGCACUCUAUUUGCACCACAUGGGACUCUGGGUCUGGACUGAUGCAGCUGUGGUUUAAUGGGCAGCCUUUGACAACGAAAUACAUCAGCGCUGGAGAGAUCAGUGGACGUCCUAUAAUUAUCUUAGGACAGGAGCAGGAUUCCUACGGUGGAAAGUUUGACACCGCACAGAGUUUUGUGGGGAGGAUGACAGAUGUCCACAUGUGGGACUAUGUCCUUUCAGCCUGUGAGAUCCAGAAGUAUAUGGAUGAGGAGAACUUCACCCCAGGCAAUGUGCUCAACUGGGCUUCGCUGGAUUUCCAAAUUGUGGACAGAGUUCUGAUAGAGAGUAAACAAAUGACAUGUUGCAAAAAAUCUGCACCAUGUUCAGCCAAAGAGAACAUCGGUUUGAUCUAGUUUAGGUGUAAACUAGAAGUUCUUUGACUCUUAAUGUCGUGUUUACUGAUUUGGUGUUAACUGAUUAUUAACUUAAUUAGGACACACAAUCAUUGACAGUUUUCAAUCACUUCAUUUAUGAACCUUUAAAAUCAUUUCCACAGUUUUUUUUUCCAUUGAAUCAGUACCAUCUUCUGCCCCCAAGAGGUAAAAUGUAGGAAUGCAGCUUAAAACAAAAGUUUGUGCUGUUAACGGGACACAACUUUGUGGUUAUUAUAUGUGAAUAUAAUAACAACAAUAAGAAGAAGGUGACGAAGAAGGGGAAGAAGAAAGUUCUCAUUGUAUAAUUUAUCCCUUCAUCUUUGAUAAUGAACCUCUCUCACUAUGAACCUUUGAUUCACUGUACAUUUUAUUUUGCAUUGUCUGAUGCAAUUUUGUAAUUGGGAAGGUUACUGUCAUUCACUGGCACACUGAUCUUCGAACAAAUACCAGGGUUACCAAUCAGUGCACUGGGGCUGGUGAAUAAAAUAAACUCUGUUCAAAAUGACACAUGAGAAGAUCAUUUUUGUUAAGCUUACUGGUUUCUGAUGUAACAGAGAUGCAUGAGACUGUAAUAAACUAUACUUCAGUAUAU